Molecule: messenger RNA, 4170 nt
Organism: Rhinichthys klamathensis goyatoka
Lineage: Eukaryota; Metazoa; Chordata; Actinopteri; Cypriniformes; Leuciscidae
Gene: mtus2a
Product: microtubule associated tumor suppressor candidate 2a
Exons: 14
Coding region: 79-3975 (1298 amino acids)
Cellular component (GO): cytoplasm; nucleus
Molecular function (GO): microtubule binding
Source: RefSeq, a predicted model, not a curated record
ACAAGUGAGGGAACAAGACCUUUGAUGGAUCCAGGAUUACCGUGGAGCUUUUGAGAGAGAAGCUCAGACUGAUACAACAUGAAUGUGCAAGAAAAUAUACAAGCCGGUGAAGACAACCAACAAGGAGAAAUACAGAAUGACGACGGGCAUCCUUUGCUAGAAACUGUGGAAGACGCCAAUGCCAAUCAAAUCACCAAAGAGAAAAAUCAUUCAAAUAACAGAGAGCAUGGCAGCCCACUACCCCCUCUUGUAUCACACUCUGAAGCCCAGGAGAGGAUCAUUAUCUGGGGAACACAUGCUCAGAGUGAAGACCCUGAGCUGGAAGAGUUUGAACUGCUUGAGUGUCAAGAGUUAGAAACAUUUAUUGUGGAAAAAGAAGGGAUAGACAUGUCAAGUGUGAGAAGGAGAAAGAGAGCAAAGAACCUCUGUGACAGGACAUUGACAUCCACAUCUGUCAGCGCUACUGUUGGAUCCCCUUGGAAAGACCACAAUGAAAACCACAGUGUGGAUGGAGAUGCAAAUGAGAACUCACAGCCCCUUGACCUCAGGACCUCUAGCUCUCGCUCUGGGGUAAACAGGACCCUGAGAGAAGCACGAAGUGGUUCUGAAAGCAACGUUUUUUCAUCUUCUCUUUCUGCAGUGACCAAUCUCAGUGGAAGUUUAGCCAGUGCCCUGGACAGUGCAGGCCGCACACAGCCUCUCUGUUCCCAGUCCAUCAAGUCUACCUCAGGCAUAGGCAGGAACCAGCAACCAUCCUACAUCCACUCAGCGAGAAACAGGGAGCUUCCCAGGGAUUUGGACCAAAACCAUAACUCUACUACACUGCCUCAGGAAUCACAAUAUGACCGAAGUAAGCUGAUCACUCAAAGUGGAGUGUAUCCUUCAAAUGGAGCACUAAAAGUGCAAAAAUUCCCAAUGGAAGCAGAGCAGAAUGGCAGGCAAGGGAUGUCAACCGAGGUGCCGAAAGGUAUGGUGAGGGUGCUACCUUCUUGUAGGCAGCUAGUCCGCCCUCUUUCUACUGAAAAACAAAUAACCUCAGGAUAUCCCAGCUUAGACACCCAGGCAGACCAGCAACAAUCCCACUCCUCAGAGACAGAUCACAGCCAUCAACAAGUGCUGCCGACUACAGAAGUCUGCAGUAAGAACACAAGCACAGAAAUGCUUCCAAACCAGACUUUCACCCGAGAGUCCCAACACUUGAAGAGGCAGAGCUCAGCAGAUCGUGCUGUAAGUCCCUCCAGCCUAGAAAGGAAGACUCACUUCAGUCGGCGGACCUACAGCAGUCCCACUAGACCUUCGACACCUCCAUCCCCCAAGACCACAAUGUCUCCUCAAAGACAGCCUUCAUCCUCACCCAUCAAGACUUUACCUUCUCGAGCUCCUCAGUUGGGUUAUGCUGGGUACAGCUCAGGCUUAAGAGCCCCAGUCAAAACAACUAUCAACACAAGCAUCCAUAAACCUCCUCCAACAAUGGAGGCUUCAAUGGAGACCUCCCCUCCAAGCAAGUGCCCGCCAAAACCGAAAAGUGUCCGACCCAAAAUCAUCACGUACAUUCGAAAGACCCCGCAGGUGAAACCACAGUCUCUUGAAGGAACUUACGAGGUGUCAUCCUUACCUACGAGACUAUCAACGUACAGCAACACACAGGCCAAACCAGCGGUAGGAGAACAAGGGGAAGCCGCUGUGCUGAGUGCCUCAAAUUUACUCUACGAUAAGUAUCGACAAGAGAUGCAGAAGGUUCGGUUCUUCUCUCCUGGACUCAUGGUGUCUGGGAUUAAGCCACCCAGCAACACCAUGCCCCAAAAAAUGGCAGGCCGAGCAGACAGCUUCUAUGGUUCUCUUAACAAGCCUCUAUCUGCAGCUGUGGGCAGGUCUCCAGUCACCCUUGGAUCUCCUGUAUCUGGAGCUGAGGAUCCUUCCGGCCCCCUUUUUCGUCCACCACGGGGCCUAAGACCCCAGCUUGGCGUUGGUGCUGUAAACAGGACUCCCUUUGCAGCUGCGAAGAACAGGAUGGUCCAAACAGGCCACCCAAAGUCACCAUUGACCUUCAGUCAACCAAUGCAGGCAGUAAACCCGACCACUCAAACCCCUCAGGAACCACAAGAUCAGAGAAAGACGGUGGCGACUGGGUUAGCUGCUAAAUCCUUCCUGCCGAAGCCAGCUCAGACUGGCCUCCGUCCUCCUGGAUACUCGCGCCUCCCGCCGGCUCGCCUGGCUGCCUUUGGGUUUGUUCGGAGCUCUAGUGUCUCCUCCGUGUCCAGUAACCACUCGACCGACAGCACACGGAGUGACCCCUGCCGACCCGCCUUCCGGCCCAACAGUAUAAAUGAUGAGCCACCGUUUCACCGUGUCACCACGUCGCCCCCUGGAGAUGGAUCCAGAGCACCCUGCCGCAGCAACCCUCAACCCCCCAACACUCCUGCACCCACACGCCGCACGAUGCUGCCCCCUUCUCGAAGCUCCCCUGUGGCAUCCCGUAAGGAAUUCCAGAAGAGUUCUGAUGGCACCCGUUCAUCUCUCUCUUCCCCUAAGAGACUCGCUGUAGUGUCUCCUAAACCACAGUCUCCAGUGCUUCAGAGGCAACAGAAGGCAACAGUGGCAGUCCGAGGCUCAAGCAUUCAGAUUGUGCCUCGUACUGGCUCCCCAGGUCCAGAGAAGAAAAGAGAAGAAGAGCAGAAGAAAGAAAAAGAGCGAGAUGAAGUAGAGAGACACGAGGAGUUGCAGCUCUUGCAGGGUCGCUAUGAAGAACAGGCCAAGCAACUGCAGGCUCUUCACACAGAACUAAAGAAAACCAGCCUGGGUCUGGAGGUCUUUGUCAUCUGUACUCAGCACUUCUCCCUCAAGAGUGAAAGUGCUGAGGAGAAGGAGAGAGAGUUGUCACAGGAACUCAGUCGGAUUCAGCAUGAAGUGGCCUUCAACGCAGCUCGCUGGGAGCGUCUUCAGAAGGAGAAGAGAGAGCUGGAGGAGUGUUUUGAGAGGGAGCUGAGAGAGUUACAGGUGCAGCAAGAGUCUGAACUCGUAACCUUAGAGGAGAACUUGAGAUUACGGCACGCUUCGGACAGAGACCAUCUCAGAGCAGAGCACCAGUCAGAGGUGGAGGAGUUUCACACCCAGCACCAGGAACAGAUCGAAGAGUUGACUGCCAACCACGAGGCCGCCCUUGAAGACCUGAAGACCAUGCACAACAUCACCAUGUCAACACUGCAGGAGGAGCAUGCCAGGACAAUGAGAGACUUAAGAAAAGCCCAUGAGCAGCAAAAAGCCAAUCUAGAAGAGGACUUUGAGAAACUGCGCCUCUCGCUUCAGGACCAGGUGGACACUCUGACUUUCCAGAACCGAACUCUGAAAGACAAAGCCAAGCGCUUUGAAGAGGCCCUGAGCAAGAGCACUGAUGAACAAAUCGUGGAUGCACUGGCCCCGUAUCAGCAUAUCGAGGAAGACCUGAAGAGUCUAAAGGAGGUUCUGGAGAUGAAGAACCAGCAAAUUCAUGACCAGGAGAAGAAGAUCUGUCAUUUGGAGAAAGUGCAGGCCCAAAAGAACCUGCACCUGGAGGAGCGGGUCCAGGUGCUUCAGCAGCAGAAUGAAGACCUGAUGGCCCGCAUCGACCGCCACCUCUCAGUGUCAAGACAACUGUCUGAGGAGAACGCAAACCUUCAGGGGAAUGUGGAGAAGGAAACCAGCGAGAAGAAACGCCUGAGCCGCAACAACGAAGAGCUGCUUUGGCUCCUCCAGACGAGUCCCCACCUGUCGCCUUCCUCUUCUCCCAUCCACAGAGCCUUCUUCCCCGGCCCUGAUAUUCCCCCUUACCCUUACUCUCCAGGCCCUGGUACCCCCACACACUCCUAUUCUCCUGGCCACUGUACGCCCACUCACAAGGUGGCUUCUCCGGGACCUGGGACGCCCACUCUGAGAGGCUCACCAGCAGCACGCUCGUCCCCCGCACGGAUCCCGAACGCCAACACUUUACCCAGAUGAGCUGUCCUACUGAAUCUCAGCUGCCUCUCCCAUUUUCUGUUACUGUCCGUCGUGGACGACAGUGCUUUGUUUUUAUGUGCGGGCCAUGAUUUGCUUUAAAAAAUGUGGCAAAUUUUAUUACGAUUUUAACUACCCCAACUGCCAGACAGAGAUCUAACAGCCUCUGUUAUUUCCAUUCUUUGAAUUUUGAACUCA